AUGAACCAAUCUCUGCUUCGGGUCCUAUCCUACUUGGCAUGGACAAAUGGACAACUGGAGCUUAAUCAGAGACCGGGCGGCGGGCGCGGAGGCGCGGGCGGCGGCCGAGCUCCCCCACGCGGCAGCUCUGGCGGGCGGCGCCCCCGCGCUCGCGGCUGGGCUUGCAGGUCGCCGCGGCUGCAGGGAAGGCGCCGCCGAGCGCCGCGCACAGCCCGCCCGCGGCAGCGCCGUGUCCGCCGGGCUCUCCUGCGCCGCCAGCCCCACGGUGCGGCCGGCCCGGCUCUCCUGCGCGCCCAGCCGGCUCUCCGGCGCUCUCAGCCCCGCUCUCCUGCGCCGCCCGUUCUUCGGCGCGAACAGCCCAGCAGUCCAGGGACGCCCCCGCCGCCUGUGCCGCAGGUCGUCGGAACCCUCAUUUGGCCGCUCCCUACUCUCCCCGCGCCUGAUCUGCAUGGGAAGUUGGGGGAAAUGGACAGGGUCGUGCUGGGGUGGCUCGCUCUCUUCUGGUUAACAGCCGGGGUCGAAGGCCUCCAGGUCACGGUGCCCGACAAGAGGAAGGUGGCCAUGCUCUUCCAGCCGGCCUUGCUCCGCUGCCACUUCUCCACCUCCUCCCAUCGGCCUGCUGUCGUGCAGUGGAAGUUCAAGUCCUACUGCCAGGAUCGCAUGGGGGAGUCCUUGGGCAUGUCCUCCCCCCGGGCCCAGUCGCUCAGCAAGAGAAACCUGGAGUGGGACCCCUACUUGGACUGUUUAGACAGCAGGAGGACUGUCCGAGUGGUGGCUUCGAAACAGGGCUCAACCGUUACCCUGGGGGAUUUCUACAGGGGCAGAGAGAUCACCAUCGUCCACGAUGCAGACCUUCACAUCGGAAAGCUGGUGUGGGGCGACAGCGGGCUUUACUACUGUGUCAUCACCACCCCGGAUGACCUGGAGGGCAAGAGCGAGGGCUCGGUGGAGCUGCUGGUGCUGGGCAGGACAGGGCUGCUUGCUGAUCUCUUGCCCGGUUUUGCUGUGGAGAUCAUGCCAGAGUGGGUGUUUGUGGGCCUGGUGAUCCUGGGAGUCUUCCUCUUCUUCGUCCUGGUGGGGAUCUGCUGGUGCCAGUGCUGCCCCCAUAGCUGCUGCUGCUACGUCCGCUGCCCGUGCUGCCCAGACUCCUGCUGCUGCCCUCAGGCCUUGUACGAAGCAGGGAAAGCGGCCAAGGCCGGGUACCCUCCCUCUGUCUCCGGUGUCCCUGGCCCUUUCUCCAUCCCCUCUGUCCCUUUGGGAGGAACCCCCUCAUCUGGCAUGCUGAUGGACAAGCCGCAUCCACCUCCCUUGGCACCAAGUGACUCCACAGGAGGAAGCCACAGUGUUCGCAAAGGUUACCGGAUCCAAGCAGACAAGGAGAGAGACUCCAUGAAGGUCCUGUACUAUGUGGAGAAGGAGCUGGCUCAGUUUGACCCAGCCAGAAGGAUGAGAGGCAGAUAUAACAACACCAUCUCAGAACUUAGCUCCCUGCACGAAGAGGACAGCAGCUUCCGCCAGUCUUACCAUCAGAUGCGGAACAAGCAGUUCCCUGUGUCUGGGGACUUGGAGAGCAAUCCUGACUACUGGUCGGGUGUCAUGGGAGGCAGCAGUGGGGCCAGCCGCGGACCCUCAGCCGUGGAGUACAACAAAGAAGAUCGGGAGAGCUUCCGGCACAGCCAGCAGCGCUCCAAGUCCGAGAUGCUGUCGCGGAAGAACUUCGCCCCCGGGGUGCCGGCAGUCUCCAUGGACGAGCUGGCGGCCUUCGCCGACUCCUACGGCCCGCGGCGCCGCGCCGACGGCAACGGCCUGGAGCCGCGGCCCGGGGGCCGCUUCGAGCGGGCGCGCACAGGCCUCCUCCAGGACGGGCCGCUGGAGGACCUGUACGGGCGCGGCCGCAGCCGCGAGCCGCUGGACCCCGAGCGCGGCUGGCCGGAGGACGCGCCCCUGCCGCGCCUGGUGAGCCGCACGCCGGGCACCGCGCGCAAGUACGAGCACGCGUACCUGGGCGGCGCGCCCGAGCGGCCCGAGGGCGCGGGCCGCGGCGGCAGCCUGGAGACGCCCGCCCGGCGCGGCGCGCAGCUCGGCCCGCGCAGCGCCUCCUACUACGCCUGGUCGCCGCCCGCCGCCUACGAGCCCCGGCCCGGCGACGCGGAGCUGGAGCCCGACGACACGCUGCCGCCCUACAGCGAGCGCGAGCUGAGCCGCGGCCCGUCCUGGCGCAGCCGCGACCUGCCGCACCACGGCGGCUCGGAGAAGCGCAGGAAGAAGGAGCCCGCCAAGAAAACGAGUGAGUUUCCAACCAGGAUGUCCCUUGUGGUUUGAUGUUUUCAAGACAUCUCUGGAUGACCAGAAGUCAGACACAGACUACAGGAACAAGACACAAGCCAGCAGGCCAGGACCUUCUCUGGCCACCACCUUGGAAGAUCUGCUGAUCUCUGCUUCAGCAGGGGACAGGAGGCAGCCUUUCAGGAGGCUGAUUCCAAACCUCAGUGCCCCUCCAGCUAGUUUGAGAAGCUCAUCAAGAAGACAAAACAUGAAAAACAUCGCACACCGAGUUUCUCCCCCAGUUUCUCCUGCCCAGUCUCCUUCCUUAGUGGAGCCAGGACUUCAUUUCCAAGUCUGAAAGAGUUAACCCUGGAGUGCUAAUCUCCAGAAAUUUCCUGUGCCUACAGAAUGCUUUUCUGUACCUCCCGAGCUAUGCCUGGCAACUGAAGAAUUUACUAUCAUUAGAAGGCCUGCUUGGGGGAGGGGGGAGAUAAUUUCAAGGCAAAAUAUGCCUUGUACCCGGAUGCUUCCCGGUCACUACACUAAAAUCAGAAAGCCUUUGGUGAUCUCAGUGACAGUGACCUCCCAGACUAUCAUAGAAGUGGCUGUUCUGGAUCAAUUCUUGAGUGACAAAACAGUGUACCAUUCUGAAAACCUGUCUAAGUGGUAUUUCUUUGUUCAUUCUGAGGACAUAAACUGCUCUUUCUUUUUCUGCUGCACCUGUCGACAUCUAAGUCUGGGACCCUAAGGGCUCUUCUCUUCCUCUGCUCUCCUGGACUUGCCACAGGUUGGUGCCAUACACAGAGCCCCACCUGUCUGCACUCUGAUUAGAGUUGUCAUCAGGUGCCUUUGGUAGAUGUUUAAUUUGCACACGUGAAAGAGAAGAGAGAGAAAAGGAGAAAUAAGUUGUGCAAGAUGGAAAAGAAUAAAUGACCUCCUUACGUUUUACAUGUGGGUCUUCUUCCCCACAAAUGCCGCUAGUCCCUCCUGGGUCUCGUUUGCCAUAAAUUGUUUCUCCAUCCUGGUUCUGCCAUUGUGGGGUUGAGCCUGCAUCACUUGGCAUCACUGGGCUGCCGCUGAGGAUGCUUUAGGAGGUAAAGGGUAUUGUUUUAUCAGGAGGGAGACCUUCCUGUUCCUACUCUUGCCUAGAUGAUAGGUUCUGUCUAAAUCCCAAAGUGAGACCCUUUGGAUUUAGUAAUUUGUGUUGCAAAAAUGGCCACGAACUCUUCCCUUCUGACUGAGAGGUGGCAGUCUUUUUACCCACCCCUGAAUUUGGAGUUGGCCUUGUGGUUUGGUUUGACCAAUGGCCUGGUAACAAAUGUGACAUAAGCAGAGACUGAAAAGUCCUCAUGCAUUGACUUUGUCCUCUCUUGCUGCUCUUGGGAACCUUGCAGCCACCGCCAGGAGAAGGAGCCUAGACUAUCCUGCUGCAUGAUGAGAGAAAGGCCUAGUGACCCCUGUCCCCCCGUGUGACAGCUUGUCUACACAAUCAUGUCUGAUUGCAGACAUGAGAGUUCAACCAAAACUGACAGAAGAAUGGCCAGGCUGAGCCGGGUCCCACCUGCUGAUCCCUUCUCGAAGCAUGAGAAGUUGGUGCACCCUAGGUGUUCAUUUUCUUCAAAGACAAAGCUGACUCUUGUUGGCAUGUUCUGCUCUGAAUCCAUCACUCCAUCCAAAUUUGUAUGUCUCUCAGCCUCCACUUACUUUCAUCACAGCCUCUCACCCUGCGGUGAUGGAACACGGGAUUGGCUGAGUCACUGCAGGAGGAGAAGGCUUGACCUCAUUGUCUGCCGACCCAGCAGUGGUCCAUUUCCUGUGCGUGGGUCCAUGGACAACCUCUGAAGAAGGUUGCUCAGCCCCUUCUUGGUCUGCAGAGCCAUCUGCCAGGACCUCCAGAGUACCACUCCACUAGCUCCUGUUCUUCAUGGCUUUUCCACAAAGUCCUACAUGUACAAUGUUACAAAGAAGCCCCCCAGGGAGGGUCAGAAGGAUGAGCUGUUACCACUGCACAGAGGAGAAACGGCCUACCAAAGGACUUCAGAUCGCUUGGCCUGUCCUACAGGAACCCAGAGGACAGUUCAGCCCAGUGCUGGCACUUCCAAGGGCUGGAAGACACAAGCCAUAACCCUGGUGCUGAGUUUUAGACUUGCCAAUGUCCCUGACCUCAGCAAGCCUCAGUCUGGUCUGUCUGGGCUCCAGCUCAGGUGGAGAAUGUCACCAACCUUGGAUUUCAACUUGCUCAGGCCGUUUUGCAGAGCACUGGGUAGCUGGCUGCAGUGGCUGCUGUGUCUUUAUAACUGAGCACUGUGCCCGGCUUCUCACCACCAAAGAGCCCCAUAGCACCAGCUGCAGAGACCAGAUGUGUUGCUUUGUGAAGCCAGGGGCACGUGUGAUGUUGUUGACAGUUGAGGGGAGCCGUGGGAAGAAGUUAUUAAAAUUGGAAGCCUGCAAUUCAAAGACAAUAAAACUAAAGACAGAAAAUAAAAAAUGCAAAGGCAGAGACCUGUGGAAAUAACCUGGCGGGUGGUGGAGUGCUGGGAUUUGGGGCCAGGUUGUUCUCUGUAGGGCUGCAGGAAUCACUCAUCAGAGAGAAAAGGCAGUUGUCUCUGGGUUUGUGAACAGGAGGUGAGGAGAAUAAAGGAGGCAAAGCCUGCUCUUCUGGAUACCAGGCUUUUCUCUCACCUCCUUUUUUCAUCUCCCCAAAGACUGCAUCCUGCAUAGGAAGUGCCUGUAUGCUAGCUUCCUCCCUCAGCUUUAUUGGAGUUUAAAGUCCUGUGUAAGACAUGUCUCCAUUGGGACCAUACAGUUUAAUAGGGGAAAUGAGACAGGCCCAAGAACGAACUGGAGUUCAUGCACAUGAUAGGAAAUAGUGCUAUGGAUAAAUAACUUUCAACCCAGAGAUUCAAAAGUUUCUUUAAAUGGGACUAUUUUGAUAUCUAAAUGUAUGUGUUUGUCCGUCAUCCCAUGAAAAGACAUGCUCAGUCAGUGAUCUGGAAAGCCAGUCCUCAAAAGUCUAAACUGGAGAGAGGUGAACCGGGCUGGUGGCAGGAGGAGUGGCAGGGCCCAGGCCUGCUGGAGCUGCGCCUGCCUGUGAGUCACAGCUGAGUCAGGAAUGAGCUGGAGGAGCCGUGGGGGCUGGUGGCGGGAGGUGCGGGUGAGUUGCUUCGCUAGGUCAGCCUGGUUGGCAGCGGGGAACAGUGGCCAAGGCCUAGCAGCAGGUGAUCACUCCUGCUCCCAUGUACGCUGGUGUGAGCUCAUGUCCAGCUCUCCAGGCCCAGCCCUGCUCCGGGGUGUUGCUGCCCACCUUCCCUGGGGCGGGCAGGUGUCUCCAUGGCCCCUCGUCUCCCUUCUCAGAGUGUACAUGUUCAGCACUUGGCAUGGGACUGGGCACACUAGGAUUGGAAGGGGCGGCCACCCAAACCUGAGGCACAUCUAUAUGUAUUUCUAAUAGUCUGCAAAACGUCAUGUGAAUGAUCCCAUCAGAUCUCAGGCAGCCUUCAAGAGAAGCUGAGGAAACAGGUCUGGUUAGCAUUCACCACACCUUUCUAAUAGAGGGAGAAACAUCAGCCCGCUGGUGAAAUCACAGACCCUUCCCAUCCUUAGACUCCCCAGCCGUAGGUCUUUCCUGUUGGAUCAGUGUUUCACACAUUGCCUCACCCUAAGAAUGACUUGACUUCCAUUGGUUAAAAGGUAUCGCUGGGGCCUGCCUUGAUGGAUUGGGGGGUCUGGAGCCAAGGUGUGACCUUGGACUUGGGUUUCAAGAGAGUCCUUUGAUGGGAUGCCUUUGGGAGGUGCUGCCCUGGGUCAGUCUUGCCCCUGUCAAGGCUGGCCUGAGGUGUCCUUGGGCAGUGGGUGGGUUCUUCCAGAGUCUGGUGAGGGCCCUCCCACUUCCCUGGGGCUGACCGCGGUGAGGCACCCACAUCCUGACGGUGACUUGGACUGGCUUACCAGAGUGGAGUGGAGGGACGACUGAGGGGGAGAGAGGGUUAGGAGCCCCCAGGAGCUUCCCUCCCUUUUCAGAAUGGUGAUCUGUUGUGACACAGCCUCAGCUCAGACGACAAGAAUAGCAGGUGACUUUCUCAUUCCCUCCAUGCCAUUCUGAGCAAAACUUAGAUCAUGACUGGAGAGAAAGGAGGCCAUUGGGGAAAUGGCAGAUGUAGAUCAUUUUUCAAAGCACACAGAUUAUUAGCCUUGCUAGUCAGCACCACGCCCCCCUCAGGAUCCAGAGCAGAGUGGGCAAGAGUAGUAAAAUCUACAUCAUAUCUCCUCCCAAGAUUGGAUUUAAGAGCCGCCAGAAUCCAAAGGGAGUUUGAAAUUGACUUACAGUCGUAGAAAUUUAAAUUCAAUGAAAUAGCAGCCCAGAUACUUAAAGCCCUAGAAGAAAAAGUGCCUAGUCUUUCCCUGUCUACCUCCCAGUCACCUGGGAGGCUGGCGCGUGAAGCUGGAGGUUCGGGGGGCUUUGCAGGAGAGUGGAGCACUAGGAAGCCUGCCCUGACCGGUCCCUUACUUCACUAGACGUUACCGUUCACGACUGACCUGGCACAUCAUCUCAUGCCCCUGGGAUGGAGGCAGGGCCAAUGUCAGAACUUGAAGCUGAGGUUGGAAAGCUCUGAGGUCUGCCUCCAGAGGUCUGCCUCCAGGAGUCUGCCCCUAAGGGGGUGGCUUUUAGAAUCUGACGGCCAGGUCUCGGACUUCACAACGGCUGUGGUCCUCGGGCUUGGAAUCUGGCCCGUUCUCUCUCCAGAAGAGCCCUGAACUGCCAGCUCCUCCUUGUCGCUGUGGGGAGCGGCUGUGCAGACAGGCCCUGUUGCUGCUCCAUCCUGCUCUCAGAGGGGUCCAGGUGCAGCAGCCAUGAGUGAGGGGAAGGGCUUUGGGGAAUAGGUGCUUCCGCCUUGGAAUCCCUGAAGAGGAAUUUCUGAGCCAAACUUUCAUCUGGACACAAACUCCCUGGGCCAGGGAGUGGGAUCCGCUUAGGAAGAGACAGCCUGGCAUCUCUUCUGGCAAAAUUCGUGUUUGAGUGAAAACAAAAGGCAGCUCUAGUGUGAGGAGGGGAAAAGGGAGAAGUUCAGCUAAUGCUUCCUUGGAGCUUUUUGGUGGGGCUGGCUGGGGGCGAGGUAAAUGCACCCCCCAUUUCUUCUGAGGAACUAGAAGAGACACAUGGCUUCUCCCUUAUGCUGCUUGAAGAAAAGCCAAGGUGUUAGACACUGCCCACGAGAAAUGUCCUCGUGGAAAUAAAGAGCGAGGGCACAGAAGAAACUAUGGGCAGAGAGGGGCAGACGUGCCCAGGAAGAGCCCAGCGGAGGCUGCCCUGCCUGUGACAUCGGCCCUGAGCUGUUCCUGUCGCUGGUUGCUCACCAAUCUGUAUCAGACAGACAAAGUGGAUUUGGUUGUGAUGUUUUAAACUAAA
Molecule: messenger RNA, 7672 nt
Organism: Sciurus carolinensis (gray squirrel)
Lineage: Eukaryota; Metazoa; Chordata; Mammalia; Rodentia; Sciuridae
Gene: Ildr2
Product: immunoglobulin like domain containing receptor 2
Exons: 11
Coding region: 1-2322 (773 amino acids)
Biological process (GO): pancreas development
Cellular component (GO): membrane
Source: RefSeq, a predicted model, not a curated record